Molecule: messenger RNA, 1818 nt
Organism: Elephantulus edwardii (Cape elephant shrew)
Lineage: Eukaryota; Metazoa; Chordata; Mammalia; Macroscelidea; Macroscelididae
Gene: MRE11
Product: MRE11 meiotic recombination 11 homolog A (S. cerevisiae)
Exons: 16
Biological process (GO): double-strand break repair via homologous recombination; telomere maintenance; mitotic intra-S DNA damage checkpoint signaling
Cellular component (GO): nucleus; Mre11 complex
Molecular function (GO): DNA endonuclease activity; manganese ion binding; 3'-5'-DNA exonuclease activity
Source: RefSeq, a predicted model, not a curated record
ACCCUGGAGGACAUUAUGCUGAUGUCUCAGGAACCCAAAGUGGAUUUUAUUUUGUUAGGUGGCGAUCUUUUUCAUGAAAAUAAGCCAUCCAGAAAAACGCUGCAUACAUGCCUGGAGCUGCUCCGGAAGUACUGCAUGGGUGAUCGCCCCGUCCAGUUUGAAAUCAUCAGCGAUCAGUCAGUCAACUUUGGUUUUAGUAAGUUUCCGUGGGUGAACUUUCAAGAUUACAAUCUCAACAUUUCAAUUCCAGUGUUUAGUAUUCAUGGCAACCAUGAUGAUCCCACAGGGGCAGAUGCACUCUGUGCCCUGGAUAUUUUAAGUUGUGCAGGACUGGUAAAUCACUUUGGGCGCUCCAUGUCUGUGGAGAAGAUAGACAUUAGUCCAGUUUUGCUUCAGAAAGGAAGUACAAAAAUUGCUUUAUAUGGCUUAGGCUCCAUUCCAGAUGAAAGGCUCUAUCGAAUGUUUGUCAAUAAAAAUGUUACAAUGUUGAGACCAAAGGAAGAUGAGAACUCUUGGUUUAACUUAUUUGUGCUUCAUCAGAACAGGAGUAAACAUGGAAGCACUAACUUCAUUCCAGAACAGUUUUUGGAUGACUUCAUUGACCUUGUGAUCUGGGGCCAUGAACAUGAGUGUAAAAUAGCUCCAACCAAAAAUGAACAACAGCUCUUCUAUGUGUCCCAGCCUGGAAGUUCUGUGGUCACUUCUCUUUCCCCAGGAGAAACUGUGAAGAAACAUGUUGGCUUGCUGCGUGUUAAAGGGAGAAAGAUGAAUAUGCAGAAAAUUCCUCUCCACACGGUGCGGCAAUUUUUCAUGGAAGAUGUUGUUCUGGCUAAUCAUCCAGACCUUUUUAAUCCAGACAAUCCCAGAGUUAUUCAAGCCAUACAGAGCUUCUGUUUGGAGAAGAUUGAAGAAAUGCUUGAAAAUGCUGAACGGGAACGUCUGGGAAACUCUCGACAGCCAGACAAGCCUCUUAUCCGACUGCGAGUGGACUACAGUGGAGGCUUUGAGCCUUUCAAUGUACUUCGCUUUAGCCAGAAAUUUAUGGAUCGAGUAGCUAAUCCAAAAGAUGUUAUCCAUUUUUUCAGGCAUAGAGAGCAAAAGGAAAAAACAGGAGAAGAGAUCAACUUUGGGAAACUUAUCACAAGACCUUCAGAAGGAACAACUCUGAGGGUGGAAGACCUUGUAAAACAGUAUUUUCAAACUGCAGAGAAGAAUGUGCAACUCUCACUUCUAACAGAAAGGGGAAUGGGUGAAGCAGUACAAGAAUUUGUGGAUAAGGAGGAGAAAGAUGCUAUAGAGGAAUUAGUGAAAUACCAGUUGGAAAAAACACAGCGAUUUCUAAAAGAACGUCAUAUUGAUGCCUUGGAAGACAAAAUCGAUGAAGAGGCUAUGAGUAGGGCCAGAGCCCACAGGUCUCAGUUAGAGGACGCUGCGUCCACUUUCAGUGCUGAUGACCUCAUGAGUGUGGAUUUGACAGACGAGAUGGCUGGUGACUCUGAUGACAGCAUCUCAGCAUCGGCCAGCAGAGGAAGAGGCCGAGGAAGAGGUCGAAGAGGAGGCAGAGGGCAGAACUCCUCAUCAAGAGGAGGGUCUCAAAGAGGACGGGGGAGUAGUCUGGAGACCUCCACUCGAAGCAGAAGCUCAAAGGCCGCUACUGCAUCAUCUAGAAAUAUGUCCAUUAUUGAUGCCUUUAAGUCUACAAGAGAACAUCCUUCACGAAAUGUUGCUACUAAGAAUUAUACAGAGACAAUUGAGGUGGAUGAGUCAGAAGAGGAAGAAGACCUGUUUCCUGCCUCUUCGAAAACCGAUCAGAGGUAA